AUGAAGCUGUCAACCAGUGUGUUGGCCCUUUGGCUAUCGCCAUGGCUUGCGGUGGCUGUAAAUGGCUGCAGCGACGACAACUGCGCCCCCGCAACACCAGCUCCCUCUGGCUAUACGCUCGACAUUCCCGCUUCAUACGAGAAUUGCGCCUUCGAUCCGGUGACCGGCGGCGAAUUUCAACUGCUUUUGCCAAAUGUCUAUUCCAUUGUCAACAAGGACGGCAAAGCUGUCCAGGCCACCAACCUGUCUGCGCCAGUGGACCCUUUCACCUUCUCUCAUCCAACUGGGGCACCAGCAGGUCUCUUUGACAUCGUGCUGAAUUCGGGUGGUAAGACGCUACAUCUUGCCGUUUACAAGUCAGGAGCGGUUGGCUUCGUCGACACGAGUUCCAAUGGGCAAACAUACAUCGGCACUGGGGACCAGUACGUCACCACCAUCUGGUCAGUGGAUUGCGAUGGGCUGGUCGUGUCAGGCAUUCUCGGCGGCGAAAGCUUUCAGUUCCUUGUGAAGCACAGCGGCGACAUAGUGGCGACCUCGUCAACGGCAUCCAGCAAGUCUCGGCGCGGCAUCCCGGUUCCAAAAGGAUUUUAUAUCCAAGCCGAGGCCGUUGAAACUCCGCCCGGGACUCAAUGCCCUUCCCCCGUCCAACAUGCUACUACCAAGAACCCUCCGGUUCCGGUGUCGUCGAACGGGUGUGGGGUCAAGGGUUUCUGGGGCCACUUUGUGCCGGAACUGGACUUUGGCGAAGCUUGCCGCUUCCAUGACGUCUGCUGGCCCGACUGUUCUCAGAAUUUCACUACCUGCAACACCGAGUUUCUGAACCGUAUGAAUGCCAAAUGCAACGACAAGUACAAACCGGGCAUCGGCCGCAAGAUCUGUCUCAAGCUCGCCAAGUUCUACCACUCGACAGUCUCCGGUAAAAAGGGCUCGGAAACCUUCACCAAAAUGACUCAGAAGUUCUGUGACUGCACUUGCAACGACCCCAACCUCACGACGUGCCAGGACCAGUGCGUUGAUACUAGGACGGAUCCGAAGAACUGCGGCAGCUGCAACUUCAAUUGCCCCUCGGGCUCCUGCAUAAACGGCACCUGCUCCUUCAACUCCUGCGCCGGCCAGAAGUGCGGCAGCUUCGGGUCCUGCGGCCCGGGCGGUGCCUGCGUCUGCGCCUCCGUCACGGGCGGCACGGGAUUCUGCGUCAACGGCAACACGCCCUGCAGCGUGCUGUCCUCUUGCGAUAACAGCAAUAACUGCCCGCUGGGCGAGGUCUGCGCCGUCGACACAUGCUGCGGGCGUAACGUGUGCAUCAGGACGGACUCGUGCGGUGGGUUCAACUUGCCCGGAAGCCGCCUGUUUGCGCCGCCGGUCACGACGCAGAGGGGGGAUGCGACCAUUGGGUACUUGGCGGAAGACAAUUAG
Molecule: messenger RNA, 1416 nt
Organism: Colletotrichum destructivum
Lineage: Eukaryota; Fungi; Ascomycota; Sordariomycetes; Glomerellales; Glomerellaceae
Product: Putative phospholipase A2 domain superfamily
Exons: 6
Coding region: 1-1416 (471 amino acids)
Biological process (GO): phospholipid metabolic process; arachidonate secretion
Molecular function (GO): A2-type glycerophospholipase activity
Source: RefSeq, a predicted model, not a curated record